AUGGUUGAAUGUAAUGAAGGAGUUUUAUUCAUUGAAGCUGAUGCUGAUGUCUCUCUUUCCCAAUUGUAUCCUCAUUCACUCAUACAGACCCAGCAAGUUAAGGCCAUUCAUCAAUUGUUUCCUUGUCACCAAGGUUGUCACAACUCUGCAUUUGAGGUUCUCACAGCAUUCAUAUGGCGUUGUCGCACCAUAGCUUUACAGCUUGAACUAGAUAAGGAGGUUCGGUUGAUGUGCAUUAAUAAUGUAAGAGGUAAGUCAAAUCCUCCAUUAUUGGGACUUGGUUAUCAUGGCAACUCUUCUACGUUCCCAACCGUCGUCACCACUGUCGGGAAGUUCUGUAGAAACUCAUUUAGAGACGCUCUAGAUCUUGUCAAGAAAUCUAAAGCUAUGACAAUGGAAGAGUAUAUACAAUCUGUAGCAGAUCUUAUGGUGAUUAGAGGACGACCUUGCUUUACUACCUCAAGGUCUUGGAUUGUGUCAGAUGUAACACGUGUUGGGUUUAAGGACGUAGAUUUUGGUUAG
Molecule: messenger RNA, 522 nt
Organism: Prosopis cineraria
Lineage: Eukaryota; Viridiplantae; Streptophyta; Magnoliopsida; Fabales; Fabaceae
Product: benzyl alcohol O-benzoyltransferase-like
Exons: 3
Coding region: 1-522 (173 amino acids)
Molecular function (GO): acyltransferase activity, transferring groups other than amino-acyl groups
Source: RefSeq, a predicted model, not a curated record